CUACCAGAUCCUUCUGGACGGCACGUUCUGCCAGGCGGCGCUGCGGGGUCGCAUCCAGCUGCGGGACCAGCUGCCCCGCUACCUAAUGGGAGAGACCCAGCUGUGCACCACGAGUUCCUAGGAAAAGAAGUCAAGACUGGAGAUUGAAACCUUUGCCCGUUUAUAAGUACCAAUCAAAUGUCAAGCGCUGCUCCCGAACUGAGAACACUUCGUGGGCAGGACAGAGGUCCAGCCUUCGUGGACUGUAAGUGUGUAAAGUCAACUCUCAGUGGCUGUUUUCAUCCCACAUCUGUGCCUCCUUACUUCAUAUGUGUGUUAAAGGAGUUAGAGACUCUGGGAAAGGAACUAUAUGGAGCAAAGCUGAUCGCACAGAAGUGCCAGGUUCGAAAUUGUCGUCAUGUCAAGAGUGCAGUGAGUGGAUCAGAGUGCCUCCUGUCCAUGGUGGAGGAGGGAAACCCUCAUCAUUAUUUCGUGGCAACACAGGAUCAGGAUUUAUCUGUGAAACUAAAGAAAACUCCUGGGAUUCCUCUCAUGUUCAUCAUUCAGAACACUAUGGUCUUGGACAGGCCUUCUCCCAGAACAGUGGCCUUUGUGAAGGCUGUUGAGUCAGGCCAGCUGGUCUCAGUGCACGAGAAACAAAGUAUCAAGCAACUGAAGGAGGAGCAAGGCUUAGUGAGGAGCCGGGAACCUAGGAGGAGGAGGAAAAAGAAGGUAGGCGGCCCCAAUCCUCUCAGCUGCUUGAAGAAAAAGAAGAAAGCACAGGACACAAAGUCACCUGCUUCAGAAAAGAAGAGGAAACGGAACAGAAUCCGGAACAGAUCUACCCCGAAAGUACUCCCUGAGCAGCAGGGCGUGGAAGGAUGAUGCUUGCUGGGGAUGCUCUGGAAGGCGAUGAGGAGACUCAUUUCCUUGAGAACUGUGAAAGAGUUUACAGCAAAGACUAGACUUAUUUUUCUAAGUUAAUACUGGCUCAUACACUUUUGCCUAAAUUAAAGAGUGGUUGGGUUUCUUUAUUA
Messenger RNA from Myodes glareolus (Bank vole), 1016 nucleotides. RefSeq names its product UTP23 small subunit processome component (gene Utp23). The record is from RefSeq and is a predicted model, not a curated record. Lineage: Eukaryota; Metazoa; Chordata; Mammalia; Rodentia; Cricetidae. Gene Ontology annotation, cellular component: small-subunit processome.